CGGAAGUAUGUUUAUUAAAGGCGGGAGCAGGAAGUUGAGUCUUAAACGCUAGCUAGCAGCAGUGACACUGGAUUUCUGAGAGUGCUGAGUGCGAUACCUUGAGGAAGGGAAAGACACCACACCUACGCCAGCAAUGUCAUCAACAUCACAGAAACACAAGGAGUUUGUGGCCGAGCCCAUGGGUGAGAAGCCAGUGAUGGCACUGGCUGGAAUUGGAGAAAGGCUCGGAGAAAGACUGUCGGAAAAAGGCUUUGAUAAAGCGUACGUUGUUCUCGGCCAGUUCCUGGUGCUGAAGAAGGAUGAAGAGCUGUUUCGGGAGUGGUUAAAGGAUACCUGUGGGGCGAAUGUGAAACAGCAAGGUGACUGUUAUGGCUGCCUUCGAGAAUGGUGUGACUCCUUCCUGUAAUUAGGUUUCUUUUUUUUUUUUUAAACCCUUUCCAGAAGAGACAUCAGUAGUCAUCAGCACAGCUUUAGCACUACAGUGUGAGUAGGAUGUUCAGACACCGACAUCAGGAUUAUACCACCUUGUGUGUUUUUAUGUUUGGGAAUUAGAGUAUUUUGGCAACUGUUUUUUGUUUUACGCUCCUUAAUCUACAUCAUACUGUUCACACCAUGCAUGUAACUGUUUUGAUUCGGUCCUCCUGGUGUUGAUCAUAUCGCGCGAGUUAAAGCUGCUCCUCCCUGAUGGUUUUCUUUAUGGAACGGACAAAACCGUUUUAUGACCUCAUGCUGACGCGAAGUUGAAGUUUAAUUUUCAUGUCUACACGUGUUUUAACUGAAAAUUGCUACAUUUAUAUCAAACUAUUCACAUGAAACUUGUUUUAAUCCGAUGUUCAAAAUAAAUGUGGUUCAGCUGAACGGCUGUUA
Messenger RNA from Neoarius graeffei (lesser salmon catfish), 867 nucleotides. It is a transcript of the gene banf1, whose product is annotated as BAF nuclear assembly factor 1. The record is from RefSeq and is a predicted model, not a curated record. Lineage: Eukaryota; Metazoa; Chordata; Actinopteri; Siluriformes; Ariidae. Gene Ontology annotation, molecular function: DNA binding. Bases 134 to 406 code for a protein of 90 amino acids. The transcript is spliced from 3 exons.